GAUUUUCACAGAAUGGAGCAGUGAGCCAGUUACCAAGCUAAGGAGUCGGUAACGGCGGUGAAAACCGUUCACUUCUGAAGACCCACCGACUGAAAGCACAAUAUUGCCUUGACACCCUGAUUUGCGACACUGUUACUUAUUUUCUCGAUACAUUUAAGCCUACCAGUUUUACAUUGGAUACCGAGGAAAACAGUCUGGAUUUGUGACAGGUGAUUUUAAACAUCAGGUUGUUUCCUGACAGACUCAGAGGGCAGUGAGCUUGGCUGGCUAGCUAUACUUCACCACAAGAUGGAGCAGCUGUCAGAUGAGGAGCUGGACCACUCCGAGGGAGGAGAGGAGCUGGACCACUCCGAGGGAGGAGAGGAGGAGGACAGUGACAAAGAUGAUCAGGAUCUAGACAAGAUGUUUGGAGCCUGGCUGGGAGAGCUGGAUAAACUCACACAGAGUCUAGAUGAUGGCUUCCCAGAGACAGUCCAAAAGCCUCCUCAGAAAGCCCCUCUCAGACAGGAGACCAACAUGGCUAACUUCUGUAACCGCUUCUCCAUAUACAACAUCAACGAGGCUCUAAACCAGGGUGGAGACAGUGUAGACCUGGAUUCCCUGAUGGCUGACCUGUCUUCCAUAGAGCAGGAGCUGAGCACCGUCGGCAAGCCCAACGCCAAGCUCCGCCAGAAACCCACCGCCGGGCGCAGCAGCAGUUCCAAGGGGCACGGUGGAGCUGGGGGCAGCGGAGGAGGCACCUCCAGCAGCGGGGGCAGUACCUCCUCCAGUACCCGGGCCUCGCCAGCUUCCACUGUGGCAGCUCGCCACGGGCGACCCAUGGAUUCUAACCUGUCCCUGGAUGAUAUCACGGCCCAGCUGGAGCAGGCUUCUCUCAGUAUGGACGAGGCUGCCAGACAGAGCCGCUCCCUGGCUAGUGCCUCCUCCUCCACGACCUCCUGCUCCACCGUGCGGAGGACCGCCUCCCACCAUCACACCCACCGCCGGACGGGCUCGGUCGGGACGGUCAGCGAACACGAGGUCCGCUCCAUCUCCCACUCCUCCCGGUCGUCGGUGAACUCUGCGUCGGCCAGCAGCAUGGAUUCUCUGGAUAGGCCCUUGGAGCAGGACGGGGCCACGCCCACACAACAGGGGCCCAGUCAGGGCCCCCCGGGCAAUACCGAGCACUCCUAUCUGGACAGGGAAACCUCCAUGAUUCUGAAAAAUAUAGCCGGAAAACCCUCUCACUUGCUGACCAAGGAAGAACAGGCUGCCAAGACCAAGGCAGAGAAGAUCCGUGUGGCUCUGGAGAAGAUCAAGGAGGCCCAAGUUAAAAAGCUGGUGAUCAGAGUGCACCUGUCAGAUGAGAGCUCUAAGACCAUGAUGGUGGACGAGAGACAGACUGUCAGGCAGGUUCUGGACAGCUUGUUGGACAAGUCCCACUGUGGCUACAGCCCUGAUUGGUCCCUGGUGGAGACCAUCAACGAACUGCAGAUGGAGCGUAUCUUUGAGGACCAUGAGAACCUGGUUGAGAACCUUCUGAACUGGACCAGAGACAGCCAGAACAGACUGAAGUUCAUAGAACGCAUCGAGAAGUACGCCCUCUUCAAAAACCCACAGAACUAUUUGUUAGGGCGGAAGGAGACGUGUGAGAUGGCAGACAGGAACAAAGAGGCACUACUGGAGGAGUGUUUCUGUGGCAGCUCUGUCUCUGUGCCUGAGAUGGAGGGUGUACUCUGGCUGAAGGAGGAUGGGAAGAAGAGCUGGAAGAAGAGAUACUUCCUGCUCAGAGCCUCGGGGAUCUACUAUGUACCUAAAGGAAAAGCCAAGGCCUCCAGAGAACUGGUGUGUUUCCUCCAGCUGGAUCAUGUUAAUGUGUACUAUGGACAGGACUACCGCAGCAAGUACAAGGCUCCAACGGACUACUGCCUGGCCCUGAAGCACCCUCAGAUCCAGAAGAAAUCCCAGUACAUCAAGUAUCUGUGUUGUGAUGAUGUCAGAACACUACACCAGUGGAUCAACGGGAUACGCAUCGCCAAGUAUGGGAAGACCCUGUAUGUGAACUACCAGGAGGCUAUGAAGAGGACUGAGGCAGCCCACGACUGGUCCUCUCUCUCCAGCUCCUCUAUCAAGUCUGGAUCCAGCUCCUCCAGCCUUCCUGAGUCCCAGUCGAACCACUCCAGUACUGAUAGUGGUGUUGCUGUGUCAGAGAGCAACCUGUCAGGCCACACCUCUCAGAGCCAGGUCGGCUCCAUCUUCUCCGAGGCCUGGAAGAGAGGCACCCAGGAUGAGUUGAGGAUGGAGUCAGUGAACAGACCCUACCCCCUGAUGCUGCCCCCCAUGCACCAGUCAGUCCCCUCAUCCCGCACCAGCUACACCAGUGUCUCCCCCGAAACCUCCCACUCUCCCCCCGACCGUCCCCCGAAUCCUCCCCCUCCCCCACUUCCCCACUCCCCUCACCAGACCGCCCCAACCCACUUUGUCAAGUACAGCACCAUCGCCCGCCUGCAGGGUGGCGCCAACCAGGCUGCCAAUCAUUACAUUGACGAACCAAUGGGGCAGCAGCAAGGCCCUCUGGCCCCGCCACUCCAGUCUGUCAAACCCAACUACAACACGCUCCCAUUGGCUCCCACUAACUACAACACCAUGUCAUUGGCUCCCAGCAACUACAACCCUCCUCCCCCUCCUCCUCCCACCUCCUCCAUGCCUGCUCCAGGCUCUGCCAUGGCCUCUCUGAGGUUCGGCCUCCCCAGCCCUGUUCCUCAGUUCAUCCCCCCUCCUCCCCCCCAGGCCCACACCCUGCCACCCCCUCACUACCCACAGAGUAACUGCCUCCUGCCCCCUCCUCCACCCCCCGAGGAGGACAACCAGUGCCCCCCUCUCAGUAACACUGGGCUACAGCAAUUCCUGGCCCAAAAGUUCCCCAAUAUGAACUACGACUUCUCUGAGCUGGAUGGCCAACCUGAGUCCCCUCCCCCUCCUCCCCCUCCUCCCCUGUCCCCCAUAAUGCCACCCCCCACACCUCCCAAAACCUUCUCUGGUGUCUUCCCGCCCCAGACCGCUCCUAAGACCUUUGGUCCAGGGAUCCCCCUGUCCCCAGUCUCACCCUACCCUCCUUCUGGUCCAAUGAAAAAGCAGCAAAGCUUCUCGACAGGCCAUUCGCCCAAUCAGCCGCCUUCCACGAUGCCCAAACAGCACAUUUUCUCCUCUAAGACCCUCCCCCUGUCCGCCCCCAUCUCCCCCACUCCCUCCCUGGCCAAACAAAUAGUCAACCAGUUCCCCGGCGCCCCCCUGCCCCCCCAGUCCCCCCCGGCGGUCAAGGCCAAACCAAGAUGGCAGCCAGGGGGUCAGAUCCCCCCCCAGUCCCCUGAGUUCCCCCUUCCUCCUCCUCUCCCCCCUUCCAAGAUGGGCUCCCCCAUUAAGAAGUCUCCCUCCACCACCUCCACCUCGUCAACCGGCUCCUUCGGGAAGAGGGGGCCUCCUCCCACCCCCCAGCGCGCCUCCUCCAUCAAGUCCAACUCCUCAGGGGAGUACCAGGAGGAGGUGCAGGUCCAGAGGAAGCCUAAGAAGGUGGAGUCUCUGGUCAGUAAGUUUGCCCAGCCUGGCCUCGGCUCCUGCAACUCCUCCACCGACGCCUCCUCUGGAUCUCCUGCUAAAGACUUGGGGUCUCAUGCUCUACCUGCUCCUCCUAAACCAGGCAAGCUGAACCUGUCAGCCCUCCCUCUAGUCCUCCAGGGUCUGCAGACAGGGCAGCACCGCCAGCCCAGUGGAGACUUCCCCUCACCUCCUCAACACCGCCAGCCCAGUGGAGACUUCCCCUCACCUCCUCAACACCGCCAGCCCAGUGGAGACUUCCCCUCUCUUCCUCAACACCGCCAGCCCAGUGGAGACUUCUCCUCUCCUCCUCAACACCGCCAGCCCAGUGGAGACUUCCCCUCUCUUCCUCAGCACCGCCAGCCCAGUGGAGACUUCCCCUCACCUCCUCAGCACCGCCAGCCCAGUGGAGACUUCCCCUCACCUCCUCAGCACCGCCAGCCCAGUGGAGACUUCCCCUCACCUCCUCCAGAGAUCGAUUACUUCCCCCCUCCUCCUCCCGACUCUGAGCUGCUCCCCCCGCCCCCCCUCCCCUCUGAGCUCCACCCGGUGGCCCCCAGGGUCGCAGUGGUAAACCCCCAGCCGCAGGCCUUGCCCAUCUCCCACCCCGUCAGCCAAUCAUCAUGGAAGACCCAGUCGCUGAAGAAGACUCCGCCUCUGACACUACACAGGCUGUCCCGGAGCAACACGGUCCAGGACCCCUUACCCCUGUCCCUCCAGCACCAGCAGACCCUCCCGUCCUCCUUCGGCUGUCCCCUGCCCCCCACCUCCCCCGGGGGGCCUAAGGGGGGCGGUACCCUCUCCUCGGUCCAACCCAACUUCCUGGAGGACCUGAACCGGACCUUGAAGAGGAAGUCUAUCUCUCGUCACGGCUCCCUCACGCGUCACGGCUCCUCCCGGCUGGAGCCCGUCUCCAUGGACGACAUGGCCCUCCCCCCUCCACCCCCACCAGACCAGCAGAGGGGGGGGCAGGGCGGGGGCCACGGGUACAUGUCCUCAGGCUAUGCAACGUUACGGCGGGGGCCGCGCCCUGCCCCACCCAAAAGGGACCAAAGCACCAAACUGACGGGAGAGUGGUAGCUAGGGAGAGGAGGACUUGGGCUGAGAUGCCCAGGCUAUGGACCCAUCAAGGCCCCAGACUACAGACUGACCACAGAUUAUGGACCCAUCAAGGCCCCAGACUACAGACUGACCACAGAUUAUGGACCCAUCAAGGCCCCAGACUACAGACUGACUACAGAUUAUGGACCCAUCAAGGCCCCAGACUACAGACUGACUACAGAUUAUGGACCCAUCAAGGCCCCAGACUACAGACUGACUACAGAUUAUGGACCCAUCAAGGCCCCAGUCUACAGACUGACUACAGAUUAUGGACCCAUCUAGAGGACAGGCUACAGACUGACUACAGAUUAUGGACCCAUCAAGGCCCCAGUCUACAGACUGACUACAGAUUAUGGACCCAUCUAGAGGACAGGCUACAGACUGACUACAGAUUAUGGACCCAUCAAGGCCCCAGUCUACAGACUGACUACAGAUUAUGGACCCAUCAAGGCCCCAGACUACAGACUACAGACUGACUACAGAUUAUGGACCCAUCAAGGCCCCAGACUACAGACUACAGACUGACUACAGAUUAUGGACCCAUCAAGGCCCCAGUCUACAGACUGACUACAGAUUAUGGACCCAUCAAGGCCCCAGGCUACAGACUGACUACAGAUUAUGGACCCAUCAAGGCCCCAGGCUACAGACUGACUACAGAUUAUGGACCCAUCAAGGCCCCAGUCUACAGACUGACUACAGAUUAUGGACCCAUCUAGAGGACAGGCUACAGACUGACCACAGAUUAUGGACCCAUCAAGGCCCCAGACUACAGACUGACUACAGAUUAUGGACCCAUCUAGAGGACAGGCUACAGACUGACUACAGAUUAUGGACCCAUCAAGGCCCCAGUCUACAGACUGACUACAGAUUAUGGACCCAUCAAGGCCCCAGUCUACAGACUACAGACUGACUACAGAUUAUGGACCCAUCAAGGCCCCAGUCUACAGACUGACCACAGAUUAUGGACCCAUCAAGGCUACAGGCUACAGACUGACUACAGAUUAUGGACCCAUCAAGGCCCCAGGCUACAGACUGACUACAGAUUAUGGACCUAUCAAGGCUACAGACUACAGACUGACUACAGAUUAUGGACCCAUCAAGGCCCCAGUCUACAGUCUACAGACUGACUACAGAUUAUGGACCCAUCUAGAGGACAGGCUACAGACUGACUACAGAUUAUGGACCUAUCAAGGCCCCAGUCUACAGACUGACCACAGAUUAUGGACCCAUCUAGAGGACAGGCUACAGACUGACUACAGAUUAUGGACCCAUCUAGAGGACAGGCUACAGACUGACUACAGAUUAUGGACCUAUCAAGGCCCCAGUCUACAGACUGACUACAGAUUAUGGACCCAUCAAGGCCCCAGACUACAGACUACAGACUGACUACAGAUUAUGGACCCAUCAAGGCCCCAGACUACAGACUACAGACUGACUACAGAUUAUGGACCCAUCAAGGCCCCAGUCUACAGGCUACAGACUGACUACAGAUUAUGGACCCAUCUAGAGGACAGGCUACAGACUGACUACAGAUUAUGGACCCAUCAAGGCCCCAGACUACAGACUACAGACUGACUACAGAUUAUGGACCCAUCAAGGCCCCAGUCUACAGGCUACAGACUGACUACAGAUUAUGGACCCAUCUAGAGGACAGGCUACAGACUGACUACAGAUUAUGGACCCAUCUAGAGGACAGGCUACAGACUGACUACAGAUUAUGGACCCAUCUAGAGGACAGGCUACAGACUGUCUGGACCCUACAGGCCGCUCUCCUCCAGGCCAUGGUCGUAUUCAUUACAAACCAAGCGUAAAGGAAACGGACUGAGACGUUCUUAUUAUCCAAUAAGAAACUUUCGUUAUGGUUAUUAUCCAAUAAGAAACUUUCGUUAUGGUGUGCGCUAAUGAAUACGACUCAGAACUCAGCCUGUCUCCUCUCAUGCCACACAGACAGGACAGGAGCUAAAAGUAGAAUCCUGUUCCUCGUAAUCCCAGAUUGUUAUUCCAUACUUUGUCUACGUUUUAUAAUAACUCUAGGAAAAGAUAGCGCUGGUUAAACCACCUAUCAAGCUUUUCCACAUGUUUGUUGGCGCUUUGCAUUGAAAUAUAACGAAACAUAAACGACAUGAAUUUAGCUGCAAUAUAACCUGGUACUGCAUGGACUCCUGUACUGUGUGGACAUGUUGUUACCUUAGCAACUGUUUGAGAUGGAUGGGAUGUAUAGAACAUAUAUGUGUAUGGACAUACAGAAGUAUUUCCCCCCCCCUUGGAUUUGUUCACAUUUUGUUGCGUUAAAAGUGGGAUUUAAAUUAAUUUAAUUGUGUUUAUUUUUGUUGUUUGUAAUUGAUUUACACUAAAUACUCUGUCAAACUGGAAGAAAAAAUGAUUAUAUUGUUUUAUAUUAUCAAUUAAAAAUAAAACCCUAAUAUACCUUCA
Messenger RNA from Coregonus clupeaformis (lake whitefish), 7107 nucleotides. RefSeq names its product ras-associated and pleckstrin homology domains-containing protein 1-like. The record is from RefSeq and is a predicted model, not a curated record. Gene Ontology annotation, biological process: signal transduction. NCBI's taxonomy places the organism in Eukaryota, Metazoa, Chordata, Actinopteri, Salmoniformes, Salmonidae. Gene Ontology annotation, cellular component: plasma membrane; cytosol.